Molecule: messenger RNA, 1923 nt
Organism: Aspergillus luchuensis
Lineage: Eukaryota; Fungi; Ascomycota; Eurotiomycetes; Eurotiales; Aspergillaceae
Gene: MAE1
Product: NAD-dependent malic enzyme
Exons: 7
Coding region: 1-1923 (640 amino acids)
Biological process (GO): malate metabolic process; pyruvate metabolic process
Cellular component (GO): mitochondrion
Molecular function (GO): malate dehydrogenase (decarboxylating) (NAD+) activity; NAD binding
Source: RefSeq, a predicted model, not a curated record
AUGGCUCGUUUUCUCCUGAGACUUAAACCCAACCCACCAUUUUCCACUUUUUCGCUGCAGCGCCAUACAUCUCUCACGUCGGUUGCGAGAAUGUCUACAUCGGCGAAAUCUUCCAAGUUCAGUCAACUUCCUCGGGCCUCGUCUGGACCUUUGGUGUGCCCGUUUGAGGGGAGAGAUGCGCUGCAGUCAUGCCAGUUCAACAAAGGCUCGGCGUUCACGGAGGAGGAGCGCAGAACAUUCAAACUUCAUGGUCUACUUCCUCCCAAUAUCCAGACCCUCGAGGAGCAGGUUCAGCGGGCGUACGAGCAAUAUAGCAGUCGAGAUAAUGAUCUGGCCAAGAACACGUUCAUGGCUAGUAUGAAGGCUCAGAAUGAGGUCCUCUACUACAAGUUGAUUGAUACCCAUCUCAAGGAGAUGCUUAGCAUAAUUUACACACCCACUGAAGGCGAUGCAAUCCAAAACUAUUCUCGACUGUUCCGGAAGCCAGAGGGCUGUUUCCUGAACAUCAGGGACCAGGACAGGAUUGACGAAUGCCUUUCCAAUUUCAGUCGCGGCGAGGAAGUCGACUAUAUAGUCGUCAGCGAUGGCGAGGAGAUUUUAGGAAUUGGUGACCAAGGCGUUGGCGCCAUCUUGAUCUCGGUUGCCAAAUUGGCCCUUACCACGUUGUGUGCUGGGAUACAUCCAAGUCGGCAAUUGCCGGUGGUCCUAGACUGCGGUACAGAUAAUGAAUCACUUCUCAAGGACGAGCUAUACCUGGGCCUGCGACAGUCGCGCGUUAGAGGUGAGGAAUAUGACCAAUUCGUGGAGAAGUUUGUAGAAACGGCUCGAAAGUGGUUCCCCCGUGCAUAUAUACACUUCGAGGACUUUGGCCUUCAUAACGCCAAGAGGAUCUUGGAUAAGUUCAAAUCGCGUAUUCCAUGCUUCAAUGACGAUAUUCAGGGAACUGGGUGUGUCACUUUGGCUGCCCUGUUAUCCGGAUUCCACGUGGGUGGUAUCAAGUUAGAGGAUGCUCGUGUCGUCGUCUUCGGAUCUGGAUCGGCGGGCACUGGCAUCGCGGAGCAGCUCGCCGAUACCAUCGCAACUGAAACACACAAAUCUAAAGAAGAAGCCUCCAAGCAGAUAUGGUGUCUCGAUAAACCGGGUCUCCUGGUCAAAUCUCUUGGAGAUCAGCUCACGCCAGCCCAAGUACCCUUUGCGCGAGACGACAAAGAGUGGCCUGAUGCAAAUUCGCGCGAUCUGCUUUCGGUAGUGAAGAAGGUGAAGCCGCAUGCCUUGAUUGGGACAUCGACUAAACCAAACUCUUUUACCGAGGAGGUGAUCCGGGAAAUGGCGAAGCACGUCGACAAGCCAAUUGUAUUUCCCCUCAGUAACCCGACUCGGCUGCACGAGGCACAGCCUGAGGACAUCAAUCGUUGGACUGAUGGCCGAGCUUUGAUAGCCACCGGCAGUCCUUUCCCACCCGUCGAUCGCAACGGGGGAAAGUAUGAGAUAGGUAUGUGCAUUUCCCACUGCAUAGCGAAGAUAGGAUCAUCCCAGCUGAUGCCUUGCUCACUUGAUGGUGCAGCGGAAUGUAACAACUCGACAUGCUUUCCCGGAAUCGGAUUGGGCGCAGUUCUGUCGCGAACACGAACGUUGUCCAACAAGAUGCUUGUGGGUGCAGUCAAGGCAUUGGCAGCACGGUCGCCGGCACUGCAGGAUCCCGACGGACCACUUCUACCUGACGUCAAGGAUGUACGCGAGCUUAGCGUCGACAUUGCCAAAGCAAUUAUUAAGACGGCGGUCGAAGAAGGGCAUGCUCAAGAGGAGGGAAUUCCCGCGAAUGAAGAUGAGUUAGAAGAGUGGAUUCGGGCACAGAUGUGGGAACCCGUGUACAGGCCCCUUGUGAAGCCACAACAACAACAACAACAACAACAACAACAAUGA